Molecule: messenger RNA, 907 nt
Organism: Arabidopsis arenosa
Lineage: Eukaryota; Viridiplantae; Streptophyta; Magnoliopsida; Brassicales; Brassicaceae
Source: the annotation of a GenBank genome assembly
GUGCGUCGUUUCGUGUCCGAGAUUCUUCGUGUCCUUCGUGUACUAUUGGAGAUUGUGGUCAGUAUGGCUCGCGUGAAAGUCGGAGAUAGGGAAUAUGAAUCAGGGUCUCGAGAAGGGGCUGUAAAGGAUCCAACCGAAGAAACUCUUGCAGAAGAACUGACUGAGAUUGGUUCUGGUGUCGCUUCAGAUGCGGCUCCUGUAAAUGUUGCAAGAGAAGCUUCCGUUGAUGCAACUGAGGAUUCCGCAGAAGGAAGAACAACAACUGAAUCAGAAGUAGCAAUAGAAGCUCCUUCAGUUCCCGAAGUGUCUGAUAAAGAAGUAGCUCCUUCAGCCACCGAAGUGUCUGAUAAAGAAGUAGAAGGUGUUUCCUUUCCCGAAUUGUCUUAUAAAGAAGAAGAUGUCAGUGUGUCUGAUAAAGAAGAAGAAAACCGUGAGUGUGAUAAAGAAGAAGAAGUCCAUGAGUCAAAUGAUGGUCAGGGUAAUGAUGGUGAUGAAGAAGAGAGAAUUAGUGAUGUUGUGGGUAGAGAAACCAAUGCUGAUAAUGAGGAAGAUGAGGUUACUGGUGUUAUUAAGGAUAUAUUUGAUGAUAUUGCUGCUGAGGAAGAGGAGAGGGUUAAUGAUGUUGCAGCUGAUACAGAUGAGGAUGAUGAUGAUGAUGAAUUCCAACCACUGCCGCCAGAGAGCAUGUACUUUGGUCCAACUGAGUACAUGCUUUUGUGUAGGACAAAACUUAUCUUUUUUGAGUAUUUUGCGGUUAUCUUUUAUUAGGAUUCAAAACAUUGUACUAUCUUUUGGUUGUGUUGUGGUUUAUUUGCAUUUUAUGUAUUUGAGGUUUAGGAUGAUUCACAUAUUAUAUUUUUAAAAAUUAUGCAUCUGGUCCAACUACUAACAAAUGUGGGACAACUAU